Malurus melanocephalus (red-backed fairy wren) is the source of this 3075-nucleotide messenger RNA. It is a transcript of the gene KIN, whose product is annotated as Kin17 DNA and RNA binding protein. The record is from RefSeq and is a predicted model, not a curated record. The coding region runs from base 18 to 1169 and encodes 383 amino acids. Gene Ontology annotation, biological process: DNA damage response; DNA replication. Gene Ontology annotation, cellular component: nucleus. Gene Ontology annotation, molecular function: double-stranded DNA binding. Lineage: Eukaryota; Metazoa; Chordata; Aves; Passeriformes; Maluridae. The transcript is spliced from 12 exons.
GGGGUUGUACCGGCGUCAUGGGGAAGUCGGAUUUCCUCAGCCCCAAGGCGAUCGCCAACCGCAUCAAGUCCAAGGGGUUGCAGAAGCUGCGCUGGUACUGUCAGAUGUGCCAGAAGCAGUGCCGCGAUGAGAAUGGCUUCAAGUGUCAUUGCAUGUCUGAGUCGCACCAGAGRCAGUUACUGCUGGCUUCUGAAAAUCCUCAGCAAUUCAUGGAUUACUUCUCUGAGGAGUUCCGAAAUGAUUUCCUAGAACUGCUCAGGAGGCGAUUUGGAACAAAGAGAGUCCACAAUAAUAUUGUUUACAAUGAAUACAUCAGCCAUCGAGAACACAUCCACAUGAAUGCCACGCAGUGGGAGACAUUGACUGAUUUUACAAAAUGGCUGGGGAGAGAAGGUCUUUGCAAGGUUGAUGAGACWCCAAAGGGCUGGUACAUUCAGUACAUCGACAGGGACCCAGAGACCAUUCGCAGGCAGCAGGAACAAGAGAGGAAGAAGAAACAGGACCUCGAUGAUGAAGAAAAGACUGCUAAAUUCAUUGAACAACAAGUUAGAAGAGGUUUGGAGGGGAAGGAGCUGGAAAUGCCAGUCUAUACUGAACUGAACAGAGAAAAUGAGGAAGAAAAAGUUACAUUUAAUUUAAACAAAGGAGCAAGUACUUCAGUCGCAGCAUCUUCUAAAACAAGUGUCCUCGGACAGAAUGCACUGAAGAUGGUGGAGGGGGCAGUUAAAAGAAAAGAAUCAGCUCAUAGCUCCAGUCAGCCYAAAGAGAAAAAGAAGAAAUCUGCACUGGAUGAGAUCAUGGAGCUUGAAGAAGAGAAGAAAAGAACAUCUCGAAGAGACUACUGGUUACAGCCUGAAAUCAUUGUAAAAAUUGUAACAAAAAAGCUUGGAGAAAAGUACCACAAGAAGAAGGCAGUUGUUAAGGUAAGGUGGGCCAUCGGGAACAUGUGGCAUUUUUGGCUUUUCUGGUGUCAGGUGACUCCUGAAGAUUUGUUUCAUUUUGCAGGCAAGAAAGUGAUGGUAUUAAAUGGUGGGUACAGGGGAAAUGAAGGCAUCUUGGAAUCCAUCAAUGAAAAGAAGUUYUCAGUGACAAUAACCAUUGACUCUGGACCUUUAAAAGGACGCAGAGUUGAAGAUAUCCAGUAUGAAGAUGUUUCCAAACUCGCCUGAGUUGCUAGUCAUGGAUCAGAGAAGAUUUUUGUUCCCCAAACCUUAUUUCUGACAUGUUUCAGGCAGACACAAGACUCUACCAUGUCAGGGUUUUAAUUGUGUGUGUAUGUAUUUAUAUUGUAUAUAGACAUUAACAACAGACUUGAUUUAUUUAAAGAUAGCUAUCAAUUUGUUACAUCAAAUGUUUAUGGGAAUACUAUCAGUGGAAAUUUUUCAUCUGAUUUUAUAUCAAAGUUGCAAUAUUUGCUUCAGUUUCCUUUUGCAAAAUGUAGCAGAGAGCUGCAAACUGGAGUAUGUGGGCAGGUCCUGAAGAGAGAAUUAACCUACACUGGAGCCCGUGGAGUUUAAACAGCACACUUCUCAAUCCACAGCCAAAGUGGAGUCCUGGCUGCAGGAACARAGGGAGGAAUUAAGAAAAUAYCAGGAAGGUACCAGUGCUUCAAGGSAUAAUUUCCUGGAUGCUGUAAGAAUGAUCUGGUUUAUUAAGUGCUGUCACCAAUUUAUUUUUGAUCAGCACAUCAGUGGUAGUAGAAUGCAAGUCAUCGUUCCUCCAGCAGGUUUGUCAGGGGUCCUGAUAAUACUGGUAUGCAAUUUAUCUUCAUAUGGACCUCAUGUGGAGCUGCUCCAUGGAUGUUACUUGUGAAGUAAUUUGGGAUGCCAGCUAAAGCGUGUGCAGAUGUGAGUUGGGGGUUGCUCUUCUGGUUUUCCAAAGUCUUUUCCUUUCUUCUGUUGUUGCUCUGCUACACGAGUAACAUUACUCAUGCUAAAUGAUACAGCAUUACCUGUUUUAUUUUUUUUGAAGUGUCACAUUUUGUAUGAUAUUUAAUUUCUAAGGCACUUCAGGAAUAAAAACAAUUUUUUCUUAGGCUGGUGUAUAUGUUACCAACCUUUCCAAUGCUUGAGACAGCUGUUAAUUUAAAUCCAAAGAGCACAGCGAAGAUCUGGGUUGGUGAACCAUAUUAUUUGGGUAAAAAAGAUAUGCAGGUUGUCCUGGGCAAGAGAAAACCCACCACCUGAAGUUUGUGUGUCUCUGGAACCUUUUCCCUUCCCUUGCCUUGGAACAUCUUAUUGAUUYGUGGUUUUUAGGGGAAAUCUGCACAAAACUGGAAGUCUGCAGAGGUUUAACAAAACAGCUGCUGUCUCAGGUAGCCUGGAACAGCCUCACACAGGACAUGAGGGGUCUUUUCAAGGCUCCCGAGCAUAAAGAGUGGCACCUUAUGAGAACUUGGGGCAGAAAACACUUUUCUGUAAAUUCAGGCUCUCUGUGUAACCUGGGCUGUGUAAACAGCUCUGCCCUUUCUCAGAGAACGGGUGGUGAGGGAGAGAAGGUUUGUAGGAGGGUAAGGAGGGCAAGUGACAGAACAGAACAGCUUCUGUAUCGCCGAAAAUAAUUGCAUUUGCCAAAUUAGAGUUAACAUAGUAGACAAUUAAGAAAUUGUGUAGCAAAGACCAGAGAAUGGUUGCUCAUUGCUUGGUUGAACUGGGGAAGUGGCAGCUGCAGGAUGUUGUGGAGGCCAGAGCUGAUGGGUGAAUUCAAAGAAGCCAUAAAUGAUUUGUAGGAAGUCACUGACACUUCYGGGAGUGACUCUGAAGAGACAUUUCAAAACCACAUUGAUCCUCUCACUCCUGACACAGCUGCAAGAAAGAUCCUGUAGCAGCUUUCACUGCGUAAGUGUAGGAAACUAAAGUUGAAAAGGGCAAGGAGACCACUUGAGUCCCUUUCCUAGAUUAGGGCCAUUGAAAAGGGUAUGGCCAAUGUUUUUUUUCUGAGAUUGUCAGAGUAGUUCUAAAUCCUGCUUUUGGUAUAUUUGUUUCCCUACUGAUCUCAUUUAUUGCUGAAUGCUCCUGAAAAGUAAGGGAUCUUUUGGGAGCUAAGCACYCUGGAAGGAAAACUUAGAACUGAURA